Messenger RNA from Tilletiopsis washingtonensis, 649 nucleotides. Its product is annotated as Isochorismatase hydrolase. The transcript has a single exon. The record is from RefSeq and is a predicted model, not a curated record. The coding region runs from base 58 to 591 and encodes 177 amino acids. Lineage: Eukaryota; Fungi; Basidiomycota; Exobasidiomycetes; Entylomatales.
CACUCCGCCUCAUCACCCACCACGCUCCCCUCUCCUCGCCCACGAAGCACACGCAUAAUGGCAGCAACGGGCGCCUCUGCCGCGCGCCACCUGCGCCGUCUCGACCCGUCGACGACGGCGCUCUUCCUCUGCGACAUGCAGGAGCGCUUCGUCAAGGCCAUCCACGCCUUUGACGCCGUGCACUUCUCCGCCAGCAAGCUGCUGCGUGCCUCGCAGCUGCUCGCCGUGCCUGUGUACACGACCGAGCAGGCGCCCAACUCGCUCGGCCCCACGGUGCCGUCGCUGGCGUCGCUGCCGCGCCACCCGCACUCGGCCACCGUGCCAAAGACGCGCUUCAGCAUGGUGCUGCCCGACACGACGGAGAAGUGGCUUGCCGGCGGGCCGAACGGCGAGAUCAAGAGCGUCGUGCUCUGCGGCAUCGAGGCGCACGUCUGUGUGCUGCAGACGACGCUCGACCUGCUCGAGCAGGGCGUCGGCGUGUGGGUGGUGGCCGACGGCGUGAGCAGCUGCAACGCUGCAGAGGUGCCCAUUGCGCUGGCGGUGAGUACUGGCAGGACAGGGCAUGCCAUGCAUGGCCUCAGGCAGAGGUGAAGGGUAGCUGCAGGCUGCGUACAUCGCUCACCCCGUGUCUCGCAGCGCAUGCGUCAGG